GUGGAAGCACCUUUCCAUGGGGGGCCGCUUCGACCAGGGCCAGCAUGCUUUGCUCAACGAAGGACAGGAGAACGAGAUGGAGAUAUUUGGCUACCAGACUCACAGCUGCCGGAAAACCCUCUGCCUUGCUGGAUCCAUCUUCUCAUUUGGGAUCCUCCCCUUGGUGUUUUACUGGAGACCCGCUUGGCAUGUGUGGGCAAAUUGCGUCCCAUGUUCCUUGCAAGAAGCAGACAUCGUAUUGCUGAGGACAACAGAUGAAUUCCAAACCUACUUUCGAAAAAAGGUAAUGUGGAUCUACCUGUCAGCAUUAAACAGCGCGUUUGGUCUCACUCCUGACCACCCUCUCAUUGCAGAUGAGGAGUGUCUCAUAAAUAGAGCCAUAAGAAAGCCAGACUUAAAGGUGAGGUGCAUAAAAGUGCAGAAAAUAAGAUAUGUUUGGAACAACUUAGAAGGACAGUUCCAGAAAAUUGGCUCUCUGGAAGAGUGGCUCAGUUCUGCCAAGAUACAUCUAAAAUUUGGAUCAGGCCUAACAAGAGAAGAACAAGAGAUUAGGAGGUUAACCUGUGGGCGUAAUACUAUUGAUGUUGAAAUCACACCAAUUUGGAAACUACUCAUCAAGGAGGUUUUAAAUCCAUUUUACGUAUUUCAGCUCUUCAGCGUCUGUCUGUGGUUUAGUGAAGACUAUAAGGAAUAUGCGUUUGCCAUUAUACUGAUGUCCAUCAUUUCCAUGGCUCUGGCAGUAUAUGAUCUCAGAGUGCAAUCUGUAAAACUCCACCGUCUAGUUGAGUCACAUAAUAGCAUUACAGUCUCUGUAUGUGGGAGAAAAGCUGGAGUCCAAGAGCUGGAAUCACGCUUCCUGGUCCCAGGAGAUCUAUUAAUUUUGACAGGGAACAAAAUGCAAAUGCCCUGUGAUGCCAUUCUGAUUGAUGGCAGCUGUGUGGUGAAUGAAGGCAUGCUGACAGGAGAAAGCAUUCCAGUCACUAAAACUCCAUUACCCGAGACGGAUAGCUCUGCGCCCUGGAGAACACAGAGCGAUGUGGAUUACAAGCGGCAUGUCCUCUUUUGUGGAACAGAGGUGAUCCAGGCCAAGGGGGCUUGCUCCGGGCCUGCGAGAGCAGUGGUACUGCAGACUGGAUUCAACACUGCAAAGGGGGACCUUGUGAGAUCCAUCUUGUAUCCCAAGCCCAUAAACUUUAAGCUCUACAGGGAUGCCAUCAGGUUCCUCCUGUGCCUCAUAGGGACUGCCACCAUUGGGAUGAUCUAUACUUUGUGUGUCUACGUACUCAGUGGGGAAGCUCCCGGGGAGGUGGCAAAGAAAGCCCUGGAUGUCAUCACAAUUGCAGUUCCUCCUGCUCUGCCUGCCGCCCUGACCACAGGCAUUAUCUAUGCCCAGAGGAGGCUGAAGAAGAGAGGCAUCUUUUGCAUCAGCCCCCAGAGAAUCAAUGUCUGUGGGCAAUUAAACCUUGUCUGCUUUGACAAGACAGGCACCUUAACAAGGGAGGGCUUGGAUCUCUGGGGAGUCGUGCCCUGCGAUAAGAAUGGCUUCCAGGAAGUGCACAGCUUUGCCUCGGGCAGGGCCUUGCCCUGGGGCCCACUGUGUGCCGCUAUGGCCAGCUGUCACUCUCUGAUCCUUCUCGAUGAGACCAUCCAGGGAGACCCUCUGGACAUCAAAAUGUUUGAAGCCACCAACUGGGAAAUGGCUAUUUCUGGGGACAAUUUCCACAUCAAGGGAGUGCCAGCACACGCCAUGGUAGUUAAGCCCUGCAAAACAGCCAGCCAGGUCCCAGUGGAAGGAAUUGCAGUCCUGCAUCAGUUCCCAUUCUCAUCAGCACUGCAGAGGAUGACAGUCAUUGUCCAAGAGAUGGGGGGUGACAGGCUGGCAUUCAUGAAAGGUGCACCAGAGAAGGUGGCCAGCUUUUGCCAACCUGAGACAGUACCAACUAGUUUUGCUAGUGAACUUCAGAUUUACACGACACAGGGAUUCCGGGUCAUAGCACUGGCCUACAAAAAGCUAGAAAUGGACCACCACACCACUGCCUUGACAAGGGACAAGGUAGAAUCAGACUUGAUAUUUCUGGGAUUGCUGAUCUUGGAGAAUCGAUUGAAGGAAGAGACAAAACCCAUCCUGGAAGAGCUCAUCUCAGCCCAGAUAAGGACAGUAAUGAUCACAGGUGAUAACCUUCAGACUGCAAUAACAGUGGCCAGAAAGUCUGGAAUGGUUUCUGAAGGCCAGAAAGUCAUUCUCAUUGAAGCAAAUGAAAGUGCUGGGUCCUCAUCAGCAUCUAUAUCUUGGAAUGUAGUAGAAGAGAAGAAACACAUUGCCUACGGGAAUCAGGAUAAUUACAUUAACAUCAGGGAAGAAGUCUCUGAUAAUAACAGAGAAGAAAGUUAUCAUUUUGCCCUAAGUGGAAAAUCCUUUCAGGUUAUAAGUCAACAUUUCAGCAGCCUACUGCCAAAGAUACUGAUGAAUGGGACCAUCUUUGCAAGAAUGUCUCCUGGGCAGAAAUCCAGUCUGGUGGAAGAAUUUCAGAAACUGGAGUAGGUUCUUUCCCAAUUCUGGUGGCGUGAAGUGCCUGGGGGCCUGGCAGUCAGGGGAGAGUAAGAGGUACAGGAGUCACUCUGGCUAGGGCAGUGGUUCUUAACUGAGCUGCACAUGUCAGUCACCUUGGGAGCUUUGAAAAAACAGCAGUUC
This is a messenger RNA of Miniopterus natalensis, 2692 nucleotides long. NCBI's taxonomy places the organism in Eukaryota, Metazoa, Chordata, Mammalia, Chiroptera, Miniopteridae. The record is from RefSeq and is a predicted model, not a curated record.